Molecule: messenger RNA, 1168 nt
Organism: Closterium sp. NIES-67
Lineage: Eukaryota; Viridiplantae; Streptophyta; Zygnematophyceae; Desmidiales; Closteriaceae
Source: the annotation of a GenBank genome assembly
AGGUUUUCCAGGUGAUCCUUUUAUGUCAGCCCACAAGCCGCCUCCUGCAACAUAAACCAACCGACGUACCACAGCCUCGUCGUCUCGUCGCACUAAACCUGAUAACACCUGCGCCGCUUGCACUUCGAGGUCUCACAGGCGGGAUGGUUCAGAAGGGGCAGCAGUUCAAAGGCCUGCAGAAGCGGAAAUCCGCUGCACCCAACCGGCAUGGGAAGCAGAUCAAAAUCCGAAAAGGGAGGGUUGUUAAAGCGACUAAGAAGCAGAGCUCCGAAAUCGACGCCAGCAAGGAGGUGACUAAGUUCAUCAACGCGGCGAACGAGUCUCGCGCGGCUGCAGUGGCCGUGAGAGACGGAGCCACGCUUUCGCUCGUCAAGCCCCCGCCUCCGGAUCCUGCUGAAGCGGAGAGCAAGAAAGGACCGGGCAAGGGGAAGGUGCUUCUGGGGAAGGCGAAGCCUGUGGGCAAGAAGAAAUGAAGUGUCGGAGGGGGGGGGGGGGGGAAGGAGGAAGGGUGCUUGCGUGGUGGUUGGAUGGUCAUGUGGAGGGACAGGAAGGAAUGCAAGAGUUGAGUUGAUUAGGAGUCCUGGGGGGAGAAGGAAAGGCAGUUGGGCGAAACGAGUGGGAGGAAAGGUGGUGGGAGUUCAAGGGGGGGAAGCAUGUAAGCUGUGGUGCUGUUCUUUGGUCCAGUGAAGAAGGAGCGAUGGUGUGAAGGAGGGGGCUGGGGGCUUCUACCCUGGCUACAAGGCUGUUGCGAUUCUGCUUCACCUCCUGGUUUCGGCGAUUACUUGUAAUCUACAAAGAUGCAGCGGCACGCUUUAGCCCUCACCAGCACCUCUUCUUGCAUGGAUCAGGAGGGGAGGGGCAGCUGAGCUGACCUGGUUCCAGCUUGCCUGCAGCUGUAUGGUGGCCUGACUCUGGAGUCCGGAUUGGAUGAUUACAGUGGGCAUGACUGGCAUGACAAGAAUAGUCAACCGUGCCAGGGGUGUCUAGUUCUCCUGUGUAUACUACGGGGUGUGUAUAGCAGUAGGAGUAAUCACCCGCUCGUCUAAUAUCUGGGUCCAAAUGGAGGAGCCAAGUGAAGCCUAGAUGGUGGCUAGCUGUGCUUUCGGCACUACACAAUGCUCACACCCUAGCCUUUUACUAUGCCGGUCUACUCUAUUGGGGUUUGAAA